Molecule: messenger RNA, 1325 nt
Organism: Paramecium tetraurelia
Lineage: Eukaryota; Ciliophora; Oligohymenophorea; Peniculida; Parameciidae
Exons: 8
Biological process (GO): protein phosphorylation; intracellular signal transduction
Cellular component (GO): cytoplasm; nucleus
Molecular function (GO): MAP kinase activity; ATP binding
Source: RefSeq, a predicted model, not a curated record
AUGUAAUAAGAGUUCAAAUUGCCAUAAAAGAUUAUUUAACUUUAUGCAAAAUAUUAGAAUAAAUCAUAGAAAGUGAAAAAAUUCCAGCUUCAAGAACAUACUUUUAUGUUAGAAGACAAUUAUUCACCAGUUGAAAUCAUCGGAAGUGGUGCAUAUGGAUGUGUUAUUUAAGCUGAUGAUAAAAAUGCAAAGGUCGAGAAGGAUAGAUAAGUAGCUAUUAAGAAAAUCGAAAGAGCAUUCGAACAUAGAUUGUAUGCAAAAAGAACUCUAAGAGAAUUAAAGAUUCUCAGGUUGAUGAAACACGAGAAUAUCGUGGAAUUAAAAACUUUGCUUCUUCCAAAAUCUAGAGAAGAAUUUGAAGAUGUUUAUAUGGUUACUGAAUUAUUGGAAACAGACUUGGCCCAAGUGAUAAAAAGCGAUUAGGUAUUGACAGAUGAACAUAUCCAAUUAUUCUUAUAUUAAAUCCUAAGAGGGCUCAAAUAUUUACAUACUGCAGGAAUAUUGCAUAGAGAUUUAAAACCUAGAAAUUUAUUGUUAAACAGGAAUUGCGAUUUAAAGAUCUGCGAUUUUGGAUUGGGUAGAGCAAUGGCUGAUCCAUCCUCAUCAAACAAUGCAAACAUUAUGACUUAUUAUGUUGAGACUAGAUGGUAUAGAGCACCAGAAUUGUUGGUGAGUUUCAAGAAUUAUACUCCUGCAGUUGAUAUAUGGUCAGUCGGAUGCAUCUUGGCAGAAUUGCUAUUGAGAAAACCCUUUUUAAGGGGAGAUUCCACUAAAAGAUAAGUCAAGUUAAUAUUUGAAUUGUUGGGAACACCGAAUGAGGCUUACAUAUAAUCAUUCUAAGACGAAAAAGUUUAAAAUAAUUUGAGAAAAGUCAUUAAAGAAACAGGACCCAAAUAAGGUAUUCCAUUGGAAUAAUUAUUCAAAAAUGCUUCUAAAAAUGCUUUGGAUUUAUUAAGGAAGCUGUUGACAUUUGAUUACAGAUAAAGAAUCACAGUUCAGCAAGCCUUAGAACAUCCAUAUUUAGCUCAAUUGCACUUUGAAGCCGAUGAGCCAAGUGCUUAACUUGUUAAUUAAUUAGAAUUCGAAUUUGAAAAGUAUGAAAUGACAAGGGAAUAGAUUAAAGAUCUUCUUUAUGAGGAAAUAUUAUUAUAUCAUUUUCCUGAAUUCUAAACAUCUUAUGAAGCUAAAAAGAAAUCUGGAUAGAGUUUGAUAUCACAUGUAGUAAAUAAUGAGAACGCUAAAAUUUUUGAUCCCACAGCUGAUGAUGAUUUAGAUAGGGAUUGAAUAUAAUAUUAUGAUAAAUUCAAUAGUAUCUUAUUAUUAUA